This is a messenger RNA of Rotaria sp. Silwood1, 1190 nucleotides long. NCBI's taxonomy places the organism in Eukaryota, Metazoa, Rotifera, Eurotatoria, Philodinida, Philodinidae. The record is from the annotation of a GenBank genome assembly.
AUGCCUCCAUAUCAAAAUUCUAUAUAUUUUUUAGUCCCUGUGUGUUCGCUUCAAUGGAAUUCAAUAGGCACGACUGUAGCAGGUAUUGGUACGCCAGGUGUUAGACCCCAGGAGCUCACUGGUCCUGAGGCUGUAUUUGUGGAUCCAUUCAACACACUCGUUAUCAGUGAUUCUAGAAAUAAUAGAAUCCAGAGAUGGGUGGUAGGUGCUGCUCAGGGUGUGACAGUGGCUGGUCAAGCAGGUGGAGGUGCAGGAGCAGGUGCAAAUCAGCUCAACUUUCCUGAAGGUGUUGUUGUGCUCCCAAAUGGUGAUAUCUAUGUAGCAGAUGCCGGUAAUAAUCGAGUCCAAUUUUGGCCAGCCGGAGGCGGUCCAGUCGGGACAUUGCCUAAUCCUCCUGGUGCCGGUCAACCAGCAUUAACCAAUCCGAGUGGUAUUACAUAUGAUCGUGUUGGGAACAGACUUUUCGUCACUGAUGUUAACAAUAAUCGAGUGAUCCAAUACACACUCCCAAAUCCAGUGUCUGGUGUUGUGGUUGCUGGUCCUAAUAUAGCUCCUAAUCCGUUGGUCAGACCAAGCGGUAUCUAUUUCGAUGCGGCAUCAAAUAGUCUUGUGAUCGCUAAUCGUGGUGCUAACAAUAUCCUUCAAUGGUUUUUAGCAACCAAUACAUUCACAGUUGUUGCUGGUAGUCCAGCUGGAGUGGCUGCUGCUGCUUUUCCUAAUACUCAGCUCAACUUUCUAACUGUUCCUUCAGAUGUAACAUCCAGUCUCAACGGAAAUAUAAUUGUAGCCGAUUCGGGCAAUCAUCGGAUAAUGCUAUUUCCGCCUGGUCCACCAACGGAUGGUAGCAAGAAUGGUAGAGUCAUUGCAGGAACUGGAGUCCGUGGUGCUACUCCUAACCAACUUAAUAAUCCCACUGCCGUUAGCACUGACGCUCAGGGUAAUUUAUACGUGGCCGACACACGCAAUAACCGCAUACAAUUGUUCACAUGCAUCCAAAUUUAAGCUUAGUCGAACUCAAUAAAACUUUGAACAUAUUUCCUUCUUUUAUUUUUAUUCAUGCAUUCAUACUUUAGAAAUUACGUGCUUUUGAGUUUUCAUAUCUAUUCGCAUAGAAGCUAUGUUUUUGCUCAUAUUAUCUUUAUACUAAUUUUUCUUUUAUUUACUUAAUAAAACAUAUAUAUUUUGGGGUG